Messenger RNA from Chinchilla lanigera (long-tailed chinchilla), 537 nucleotides. RefSeq names its product prostaglandin E synthase (gene Ptges). Gene Ontology annotation, cellular component: membrane. NCBI's taxonomy places the organism in Eukaryota, Metazoa, Chordata, Mammalia, Rodentia, Chinchillidae. Gene Ontology annotation, biological process: prostaglandin biosynthetic process. The record is from RefSeq and is a predicted model, not a curated record. Gene Ontology annotation, molecular function: prostaglandin-E synthase activity.
AUGGGCCUGAGAGCUACAGUGAAGCAUGCACAGCCGCCCAGGGUGCCUGGCCUGGCGAUGGUAGACAGCCCAGUGCUCCCGGCCUUCCUGCUGUGCAGCAUGCUGCCGCUCAUCAAGACAUACAUGGUGGCCGUCAUCACGGGCCAAGUCAGGCUGUGGAACAAGGCUUUCACCAACCCUGAAGACACCCUGAGGCUCGGUGGCCCUCAGUUCUAUCAGAGUGACCCAGACGUGGAGCCAUGUCUCAGAGCCCACCGGAACAACACGGAGACCAUCUACCCAUUCCUCUUCCUGAGCCUCGUCUACUGCUUCCUGCUGGUCCUCCAGGGCUGCCUGAUGCACUCCGUGGCCUACCUGGGAAAGCUGUGUGUGCCCCUGCGCUCCCUGGCCUACAUCGUGGCCCAGCUGCCCUGUGCCUCCAUGGCCCUGCAGAUCCUGUGGGAAGCGGCCCACCACCUGUGUGACUCAAAGCCACGAGAUUGCAAGCCAGGGCGGACAGCCCUGCUUCCCUGGCACGCUCUGGGCCUAGUGGAGUGA